AUGAUACGCAAAAAUGUAGUCACCCUUUUGACGUACGAGGAAGCAGAUGUAGUCACCCUUUUGACGUACGAGGAAGCAGAUGUAGUCACCCUUUUGAAGAUCGUGAUUGAAAAUCCCAAGGAUGAUUACGUAAUUUUGAAGGAACUGGCGUGGUUGAGAAGUAGUAAUGUCCGCGGCGGCGACGGUUGUUGCUCACCGCCUUCUUCUUGCUCAUCGUCGAGGAGUUGUAGUAGUGUUGGUGGUGGCUUUUGGUGCUCUCUUUGGUGGUGGUCGAAGCUUGUUCUUGUGUUUAUCUUCUUGGCUGUUGUGGGGGUUUGUUUCUUUCUAUGGAUCAGACCAUUUUUAAUGAAUAAGGUUUUCUAUGUUUGGUUUGAUGCACCAAUCGGGUAUGUCUCAAUCACUUCAUGUUACACACCUGAGUGGGAGAAGUGGUGGAAGAAUCCUGAAAAUGUGGAGUUGUAUCAGUUUAUGGGAAUAGAUAAUGUACCCUUUGAUACUGUAAUGUUCCAUUCUAGACUUCUUGGAACUUCUGAGAACUGGAGGGCAACCUCCCCGGUGAUCACCUCAAGGUGGCUGCGUGUUGCAAGCACUACACUGCCUACGAUCUUGAUAACUGGAGUGGGGUCGAUCGCUUCCAUUUUAAUGCCAAGGUAA
Molecule: messenger RNA, 654 nt
Organism: Lactuca saligna
Lineage: Eukaryota; Viridiplantae; Streptophyta; Magnoliopsida; Asterales; Asteraceae
Source: the annotation of a GenBank genome assembly